CCAAGGCACCUUUCCUAACUGCGGAGGGGAGCAACGGCCGAGCUGAGACUCGGGAAGAUUAAAGCCACAAAGCACAACCAGCGCAGCUGGAACUCCGCUCCGCGGGCUUCUCCUCCAGCUGCUCGUCAGCUGACUGGCUGGGAGCUGUCACUCUCUUUCAAGAAAGGCCCCGCCCCCGGCUACCCCAGGAACUCAGCGUCCGAGCCGCGGUUGGUCGACGCGCUCUGCCGGCCCGGCCCCUUUGCCUGAGUGUCAGCGAGAAAAACAAUAUAAGGCACCAAGUGGGGAGGCUCGGGCGAAUCACAGCUGUUCCAUUCCAGCGCUGGAGGCUGAGGCUGAGAGCCGAGCGCGGAGGAGGUGGUGGGGCGCCUUCCCCCCCUUUCCUUCUUCCCCUCCCUCCCCUUUCCCAGCGCGAUCCUGACGGCAGCCAAUCACCCACCUUUCGCCAAGCUGCCGAGCGAGCAAAAAGUUGCUCGGGAAUCGCCGCCGCGGCGGGCUGAAAAAGAGCCGGACUUACAAACAAAAGCAAGAAAGAGCCAGAGAGUUAUAAUUGUUUUUGAAACCCAGCGAAAUAUUCCCCCCCCCCCAAGGGGGAAGGGGGCACCGCAGCAGCACAGCAGCAGCAGCAGCAGCUCAAUCCGCCUCGCAGGAUUUUUCUUCCUUCUGCCAACGGGUUACUGGCCAGGAAAGCAAAUCGGGCAAGCUGCCUUGCCUGCUCUUUUUUUUCUUCUUCUUCUUCUUUCUCUUUUGCACAGCGCUGCGGUCUCCGUUAGAGAGAAGGCGAAAGCAGCAGCAGCAGCAGCAGCAACCAGCAGAGCGGCCGCAGCCGCCUUGGGUGCGCGUGUCUCCCGGGUUGCCAGGCUCGGCGGCUCCCGGCCUCGGCGGCGCGCAGAAGCAGCAGCAGAAGCAUAGAAGAAAAGUUUUCUUCGGACUGGCUGGCCGCGAGAAAGCCGAGGCCCUGGAGUGAGGGCGACGAAGCGGCGAAAUCCUCCUGCUUUUCCCUCCCUCUCUCUCCUUCGCCGUCUUCAACCGGAGGGGAGGCGCUCCUACCGCUGCACGCCGCGAUGGCUGCCGAGCUGAGCAUCGGCCCCGAGCUGCCCACCAGUCCCCUGGCCAUGGAGUAUGUCAACGACUUCGACCUGAUGAAAUUUGACGUGAAGAAGGAGCCGCUCGGCCGAUCCGAUCGCUCGGGCAGGCACUGCACGCGUCUCCAGCCGGCUGGCUCGGUGUCCUCCACCCCUAUCAGCACCCCUUGCAGCUCGGUGCCCUCCUCGCCCAGCUUCAGCCCCACCGAGCAGAAAACGCACCUGGAGGAUCUCUACUGGAUGGCCAACAGUUACCAGCAGAUGAACCCGGAGACGCUCAAUCUGACGCCGGAGGACGCCGUGGAAGCCCUCAUCGGGUCCCACCAAGUGCCCCAGCAGCUCCAGAGCUUCGAGAGCUUUCGGGCCGCCGCUGCCCACCACCACCACCACCCCCAUCAUCACCCCCACCCCCACCCCCACCAUCAAUACGGAGGGAUCCCCCACGAAGACAUGUCCGGCGCCGGCCACCCGCACCACCACCACCACCACCCGCACCAUCACCAGGCCUCUCCUACGCCCUCCACUUCUUCCAGUUCAUCCCAGCAGAUGCAGAACGCUCACCCUCCUCACCCUUCCUCCGCCUCCUCCUCUUCCGCCUCCUCCUCCAGCAGCGUGGAGGACCGGUUUUCCGACGACCAGCUGGUCUCCAUGUCGGUGCGAGAGCUCAACAGGCACCUGAGGGGCUUCACCAAGGACGAAGUGAUCCGCCUUAAGCAGAAGAGGCGGACCUUGAAGAACCGCGGCUACGCCCAGUCUUGCAGGUACAAGCGGGUCCAGCAGAAACAUCACCUGGAGAACGAGAAGACCCAACUGCUUCAGCAGGUAGAACAGCUCAAGCAAGAAGUGACCCGGCUGGCCAGAGAAAGAGACGCCUACAAGCUCAAGUGCGAGAAACUGGCCAGCAAUGGUUUUCGAGAGGCUGGAUCCACCAGCGACAACCCGUCUUCUCCCGAGUUCUUCAUAACUUUAUCCUGGACUUUGCAAAACAAAGGGACGGGCACCGGACAAGCCAUCUAGAAUACCCACUUUGGAGUUCCUAAAAAACGGAAGAACACAUGGCGAAGGGGGGAAGUGCAUCAGUAGCCUGGAAAAGGAGCAAGGACAAUAUAUGCAGGUUUUUCAUAGAUUGCCUGCUUUGAAAAAAAAGGGACAGAAUUGAGAUGGGACUUAACCAUGUGAGCUAGUAAAAUAGGAAAGGAAAUUAAAGAGAGGGAGAGACUCCUCCUCAGUUUUAUUGCCUGCUUGAUUAUAUAGGAAAAAAAAUACAAAAAAAAUCUGCAUUAAAAAUAUUAAUCCUGCAUGCUGGACAUGUAUGGUAACUUCUAUUUUGUACCAUUUUCUUGUUUAAGAAUUUCGCAUGUUGUUGAUCAUCGACCAUACUUCUUUUUUUUCUGUUGUACUGUUGUUUGUUUCUUUGAAUAAGAAACUGUCACAAAUUCUAUAUAAAAACCCCUUCUUUUUACUUGCACAUGCAACUGCUUGUUCUAUCUCUCUAUUAGCUUUAUUUUUCUUUUUUAAAUUUGGGAACUCAAUCCACUAAGCAUGUCUCCUGUGCAAGUUUCACAGAAAUCAAGGAGGCCACUGCAUAAGAGAACAGCUGGGGGUGGAUUGGGCCCUCUGUUACCUUGUAAAUAUCAGCCACACCACAUAAAUCUGCACAGGGCAAAACACAAGAACAUUUCAGCAGGCUGGUUUUCAGUGAUCAUUUGUUGCAGAAAUAAUAACCUACAAAAUUCUGGGCAUUUUUGCAUUCAGAAAACAUCCUUGUAUAUUCGGUGCACUUUUAAAAGCUGUAGGUUGUGGGUUUUUUGGUGGUUUUUUUUGUUAAUUUAGUUUUCAUUUUGGUUUUUGUUGGGGCAGAAAGAGAUUUGCUUUUCCUCUUUUAAUUCCCCAAUCUUAAUUAAAUUACUUGGAGGUCAAGUAUGCUGAAAUUAAGGAGAGCUGAUCUUCAGCUCUCUGUGACUAGAAAGAACCAAGUUCAUUUGUAUCCAGUUGGAUUUAACUUCCAAGUAAGUUUGCUUAUAAGUCACCUAUUGAAAUAUUUUUUAAAAAAAAUAUUAAUUGGAGAGGAAUAUAAUUUUAAAUGGCAACAAUGGAUAAUUUCAGUGGCUGGGACUUGCUGCAGUCCAUCAUUCGUGACCCAGCAUCUGCAUGGGCCACCUGAUUUUAUUGCUGGCUCAGAAAAAAAGAUUUGCAAUUAUUUUUCUCUCUUCUCCAAAGCAACAAUUGGCUGCUUGGUUUCUUAACUAAAACAUGAGUCAGUUUCACUGACUGCAUCCAAGGCAGCUCAUGUAUUUUACAGUUAAGUUGAUGCCUCUGUAAAAAAGGAUGAAUGAAUUCAUAAUGCAUAGGGGAAAAAACAACUUUCCUCUUUUAAAAAGGUGGUUUUAGCUUUGCAGCUUCCAAGUUUAGCUUUUGCAAUGUUUAAUCUGCUUUUUCACGCAGCCAGUGAGUGUAGCCAAAACUUUUAGUAGUUUGGAAAUUUAUGGGUGUUUAUUAUAAUUAUUAUUUCUUGUGAUUCCCCCCCCCCUCCUUUCCCCUCUUUUUUCCUCCUGCAGGUCAGUAAAAGGAUUUUACGUUGCACUGACAAAAAUACCAAAAUGAAAACCUUUAUUUUUUAGUUUCCUUUUCGAAUUUGCUGGCACUGCUGGCCGGAUGCAUUUUGAGUUUGUAUUAGUUUAUAAAUUAACAGUAAUACCAAGAAUCAUGAAAAAUGAAAAGCAUGGUGCUUGCAGUUUUAAAUAUUGUGAAUAUUAAUAGUCAUGCAUCAGAAAAUACCCCUCUAAGCUUUGGGUUUUUAUGGAUUCAACUGUGUUGAAAUCACAGCAUUGCAGCAGCAGAAAAUGUUUUUAUUUCAUGUAAACGUUCUGAAGGGAUCAAUUUCAAAUCCUGCUUAUGAUAUGAAAAAUAUUAAAAAAACACCUCUUGGUCUUAUUGUAGUUUUA
This is a messenger RNA of Crotalus tigris (Tiger rattlesnake), 4030 nucleotides long. RefSeq names its product transcription factor MafB-like. Gene Ontology annotation, molecular function: DNA-binding transcription factor activity, RNA polymerase II-specific; RNA polymerase II cis-regulatory region sequence-specific DNA binding. Gene Ontology annotation, cellular component: nucleus. NCBI's taxonomy places the organism in Eukaryota, Metazoa, Chordata, Lepidosauria, Squamata, Viperidae. The coding region runs from base 1065 to 2102 and encodes 345 amino acids. The record is from RefSeq and is a predicted model, not a curated record. Gene Ontology annotation, biological process: regulation of myeloid cell differentiation; regulation of transcription by RNA polymerase II. The transcript has 2 exons.